Messenger RNA from Enterobius vermicularis (human pinworm), 2022 nucleotides. The record is from the annotation of a GenBank genome assembly. Lineage: Eukaryota; Metazoa; Nematoda; Chromadorea; Rhabditida; Oxyuridae.
AUGAUUGAAAAUUCGAAGAAGGAUAGUCCAAAAAGCCCCGCAAAAGCAGUGGGCUAUUGCAAUUACAAACAGCGCCCAGCCCUCAACUUGUACUCAUUCUCCCCACCUACUCCAGAAACAAGCAAACCUUCCACUUAUAGUCCAUCACCAUCGAGCAGAAAUAAUGAAAGCCCAAGAUCUCCAACAAACUUCCCUAAGACGAGCAAAUUAAAUUCGCCAGUUACUCAGCUAAAGAAGACAUUUGCUCCCUCACCUGUUCAAAAUGCCAAAUCACAAACCCCUGAGAGGUCCCAUAACGGCGCGAUCUUAUACAGAAGUCAUGACCAGACCAAUGUACAACCAGUAAGCAAACAAAGCGAAACUUACAACCAGGGCAACCGAAACAACGCAUUUUCACCUACGCCCUCAUUUAGUCCAUCCAUGCAACCAAAAUUCGUAUUGGAAGCUAAACCUUCAAGCCCCUCUGUGCUUCAUGGAAAAUUGGAACCCUGCAGUAAUUACGAAAAACCAGAAUCCAGACGUCUCUAUAAAGGAUCGCCAAUAGUAGAUAAUUCAGUGCAAGAAACGGAGCUAGAAAACCACUUCAAGAAAUUAUGGGAAAAGAGCGAAGAUCAAAAGUCGUGGGUUACUAGUACUGUGAGGCUUGGAUUCCCACCAAAAAGCGCCGAUGAAAAAGAGAUUGCUAUGCAGAAGAUACAUCACGAGAUGGAAAUAUCAAAAAGAAGAGAAAAGGAACUUAAAAAAAUGAGGAGUGCUUUAGCAACGCAAGACAACACUGCAGCGAAAGCCAGUGAACAAACUUUCAAAUCUUUAGAAAAGAAACACGUCGAAGUAGUAACCCCUACAUCUCUAGAAAAAUUAAAGAAAUUCCAGAAUCCAACAAGUAGCGACAAAAAUGGAAAAUUCGACAGUAGAACAAAAACAGAAAAAACUGCUGCUGAGAAAUCACCGUAUUUAACACGUCCUUGUUAUCUGAACUUGCAAAGAAAAACAGUGGAUGAAAAAAAAACCCCAGAAACAGUAACUUAUGUUUACACAUCCAAAUCCACUCCGUCAAAAACUACAACAAGAACGAUUCCAGAAAAUAAUAAAUCUCAUCUUCCUACGACGCCAAAGGUAGUUCACAAAUUAAGCACCAAAAACUCAAGCGGCUCAGUAACUCCUGAAAAUGACUACUCAUAUUUCAUGAGGCGAACUGAUGAAUAUGUAAACAAGCCUGUCAAAGAGAAGAUUGAUGCAAGUAAAAAGAACAUAACACUGGUUAAUGUCAACGGAAACCAAAAUACCCCGCAACGUAAAUACAUUACUCAAACUGUGAUCAAAGACUAUACUUCACCCCUGACAUCAGAAAACUCCAAAAGCUUAAGGCCGACAGAAACACUGUACAAGUCUACAGCUAAGAUAAAUACUGUUCGCGUUGCUCCAUCAACGCCGACGAAGGCAGCUCCCGUUGUUUUCCAACACACACCUGUAAGACAACAAUCUCAACUCACCCCUUCAAAACCAACACCGACAUCUGUUUUCAAGAUUACAAAUGCGGUCAAUUCUCACAAUGAUAAUAAUUCAAAUAGAAACGGCGCCCUUCAGAUUAAUGGAGAUAUCAAGCAGCAAGGGUUACUAAUAAAUCCCAGUCAAAAGUCAAACGAAACUAAAGAUGGACCUCGUACAAAAACAACUGAAAAACCAGGAACAUCGAAUGAGGUCCAACUACCAGAACAAACGCUUCAGAGUCCUAAAAAUAUACCACCACCGCCACCUGGACCUGCUCCCCCUAUUUCCUCCUUAGCUCUUCCAGGUACUAGCUGUAAUAUUCCUCCACCCCCACCAGGGCCGCCACCAAAUCUAAGCCUCUUACACUUAUCAAAUACCUCCUCACCAUCCCAAAAAAAGAACAGCGAAGAAGAUGAAGAAGCACGCAAGAAAAGAAUUUGUAAAAAUCUUUCACCUUUGACACCGUAUGACCCCUCAAAACUGAUAGAAGAAAUGAAAAGAGUACAGCUACGACCUGCUGAACCGGUAUAA